Messenger RNA from Gavialis gangeticus (Gharial), 1887 nucleotides. RefSeq names its product phosphatidylinositol glycan anchor biosynthesis class X (gene PIGX). Bases 331 to 1077 code for a protein of 248 amino acids. Gene Ontology annotation, cellular component: endoplasmic reticulum membrane. The transcript has 7 exons. The record is from RefSeq and is a predicted model, not a curated record. Lineage: Eukaryota; Metazoa; Chordata; Crocodylia; Gavialidae. Gene Ontology annotation, biological process: GPI anchor biosynthetic process.
CUUUCUGCAGCUGAGGUCAGAUCGGCGUUCAUUCUUUCUUACACGUAGAGAUCGCCCUGCCUACUCAUUGUAGACAGCAGACAGGCAUUGUAAGCAGCCAGUGGUGCAUGUGACACUAGUAGAGUUGCAGGUGAAUGAGCUUUGGAUGUUGCAUGCCUUGUUAUUAGGUCCAGUGAUGAUGUGGUCUGUACUGAUGUGGGGAUGCAGCAGGCAUUUGUGUCAUUUAUGUGCCCAAGUGCAUGCAGCGGUGUGUGAUCGCAGGCUGUGGCUGCUCUGUGACUGUUCCUUUGCUCAGCGUCUGUUUUGUUGCAGGUGCAGCUGGCAGAUGUGAUGCGGGGCCCUUGGAAAUACAGCCUCUCAAUCAGCAUGACCUGGCUGCUCUGCGUGGCAGGACAUAGGUAUGUACUGGCCACUUGUCCUGAUGUCACUGUGACUCGAGAGGUUCUCAAAGAUGGAUUUCACAGAGACCUACUAACAAAGGUAGAACUUGGAACAGUGGAUGAAGACGUAGGACGUUGCAGUGUGGCGAUUAAAGAACAGCUUCCAGCAGGACUCUAUGUGGACCCCAAUGAGCUAGCAUCAUUACAACAGCACAAUCGAACUGAGGCCCUUAUAGUUCCAGAUGCUGUUGAUGUGGAAGCUCCCGAAUACUUGGCCACAGACCUUGUUGUUCUCAUUUACAUGAAAUCGGACCCUCGGUGUACUCAUUGCUUUCAAGCCACGCUACCUGUGCACUGUCGCUAUCACCGGCCAGCAGAGAAUGAUGGGAGAGUGCCUGCUGCAUUGAAGAAUCCUGAAAUACUGAUCCGCUGCCCUGAAAGUUUCCCACCAAUGAAGUGUUGGAGGCAUUCUGAAGUAGAAGCCCCCUGUUCAGUGAGAACUGAGUCCACUUGUCAUUGGAACAAUGUGAAGUAUAAGCCUGUAAAUAAGGAACUGAUUCUGCAGGUUCCAGUAGGACUCAAGCAACACAGUUCCUUAGUAUGUGCAGUGACUCUUCUUACCACAGUCUUGUGUUCGAGUCUGGUUCUUGCAGCCAUAUGCAAACACGGUCACUUCUUCCUGGUGAACUGCUCAUAGUGAAACCAAACAUGGCCUUAUUGUAAGAAGCCAUAUGGAUUGGGACUACAGCCUUGGGAUCUGAUAGGCAUCAUUCUUCAUCUUCUGCUGAAACUCAAAGAGCUCAUCUUGUGACUUCUCCUACUGCAGGGUGACAAGUGCUCCAACCCUGGUUUCUUGUUCUCCCUCGGUUCAGUGCUGGAUGAUGAUGGCUGUGUCUACUUCAUUCACUACCUCGGUGCACAACUCCUUUUGCAUCUGUUUGGGGAAAGGGAGGAGUUAAAGAAAACAACUGCAGAUAGACUUUGUUACAUAUUUACAGGUUUCCCUCACCAACUGAGGGGGUUAGGUUCCUGAAAGUUUCCAUGGUUGGCAAAACUGUGGUUGGUAAGACAAAAGGCUUAUGGGAAAAAUAGGGUUAGGGACUUGAAUAUGAAUAAUAAAGGAACAUACAAUGUAUAAAAAUCAUUGUUUAUAUUCGCCACACUCUCUACAUGUGCUAGAUGAUCCAACAACUCCUUCUGUUUCCAAGGACAUCACUUUUCUUGCCCUCUUCACAAAUUGCUCACCUUCACCAUUCACUUGCUUAGAGGCCAUGAUUAAGGACAAAAUGCAAAAAUCUCAAAGAAAUUGGAAGAAAAAUGCAGAGUACCUGCAACUGGAUGGUUAACAGUGUGAAGCAUGAUGCAAGACUGAGUGUCUGUGAGGAGAUGAGAUUGCCACAGGUGGCUAGCAAGAGCGUGGGUGAUUUGAAAUGGCAGGUGGCAAGCUCAUGUGUGGCCAUGGAAAACCGUGGUUACUCCACACUGUAUUCCAUGGUAGCCAAAAUGG